AUGGAAGGGCACCAACGCGACGAACAUGCUGGCCAAAACUGGCAAAACAGCAGGAUGUCAGUGAACGGAGCACGAUCCGCCGCGGGGCCUCGUAGGAGGAAUGAUGAAUCCUGGGUCGAAAUUUCGUCGCAGCCGUCUUCGUCAUCCCUCUCAUCCAUCGGCGAUGAGAUCGUUACUACCGGUCUCCGAGUCGGCGGGGCCAUGGCCGCCCGCCGACGUCGCUUACACCACCAACCGGUACCCCGAUCCUUCCACGUCGACCAGACAGCUAUCCACGCCGGAACAAGCAGCCAGGAAGAGUAUGAAGAGAGCGAGAGCGAAGAGGAUCGGUGCCUAACAAGCUCAACCGAAAAUGUCCAGCCUUCUAUGCGCGCACCGUUCCAGCAACAACAGCCGGCGCAGGUGGAGUCGGAGGAUUCUGACGACGGUGAUGAGAUCGCUACAGCUCUGGGACGUGUUACCGAUGAUCCUGUUUUCCGCCCUCACCCCAACGCAUUUUCUCACCCGCCAUCAGGCUUGCACCGGAGCCACUCGGCAAACUCGGCCGUUCAUCAACACCCGCACAGCAGCGUACGUCCUUCUCUAUCCCAUCGUUCUCAGACGAGGGUCCAUCGCGGCCCACCGAACUUUAUGUCGCCUGCAUAUCAAGCCGACAACGACGCGGCUCUCCGUGCUUCCCUUACCACCCUUCUCUCCUGCGCCGCCGCUGCCCGUGGCCUGCCUAAGUAUAAGGACACUGAGCAGCAAGGCGCACCAGCCCACACCGGCGUCGGACCUAGUUCUCAACCCGUAGAAUUGAGACUCAUGCCUGAGUCUGAACUCAUGCCGGAUAGGCCGCCUCAGCCUCAAGGCGCACCACAAGCCAAGGCACCUACUCGGUCACGGAAUGUCACAUCUUCUACUCCCUCAUCGCCCAAGAGUGAAGGGGUCGACAAGCACAAGAGGACUUCCUCUUCACAGACCCGCUCAUCGAGGGCAACAAAGAAGAAGAAAAUGACAGCCAGCGAAGACGCACUCAUCAGUCCCACAUUGUUGACUUGGGUCAUGAGCGCCGGCGUCGUUGUGUUGGUUUCUGUGGUUGGUUUCGGUGCAGGAUACGUGAUCGGCCGCGAAGUAGGACGCCAGGAAGCUCUCUCUGCAGCGGGAGUGGGCGUUAACGCUUCAACGGUAGCGGACUCUUCAUCGUGCGGCAGAGAAGUUAUUCGUUCUUCCGGCGGUGGUCUUCGUCGUCUCAGGUGGAGCACGGGGGUUGGCCGAAGCGUUGUGGCCUGA
This is a messenger RNA of Colletotrichum truncatum, 1272 nucleotides long. RefSeq lists its product as uncharacterized. The record is from RefSeq and is a predicted model, not a curated record. NCBI's taxonomy places the organism in Eukaryota, Fungi, Ascomycota, Sordariomycetes, Glomerellales, Glomerellaceae.